Molecule: messenger RNA, 2876 nt
Organism: Syzygium oleosum
Lineage: Eukaryota; Viridiplantae; Streptophyta; Magnoliopsida; Myrtales; Myrtaceae
Product: serine/threonine receptor-like kinase NFP
Exons: 2
Coding region: 856-2697 (613 amino acids)
Biological process (GO): protein phosphorylation
Molecular function (GO): ATP binding; protein kinase activity
Source: RefSeq, a predicted model, not a curated record
UUGCAAGUAAGCUCAUUCAACGGACAUUCUGUUCAACUGUUUAGCAACAUCAUGCCGACCUUCGAGCCUUUGAGGUUAGUCCAUCGAAAGCAUGUUCCCGAGUCAAAUUGGUAGGUUACCAACAAAGGGUCAUCUAAGGCAUCGUUUGAUGAGACAAAGUUCCCAAUUUAUAUUGAGCCGUUUACGGUCUACAGCGAGGAACCUCACAUCAAUUUGCUAACUUAAUCAGUUAACCCAGAUGAAAAGGCAGCUAAUACUUUGUCUCUCAGGAAUAAGAAAUUGACUCGAGUUCAAUUUCAAGAUAUGACAAAAAUUGGGGGAAGUAUAAUUCUUCGCGAGUCUCAUAGCUGAAAGUCGAAAUGGAAGUCUAGGCAACUACGUUCUCCUAUUCUGUGCAGUCAUUUCAUCAAUCCUUACGCGAAUGGAUGAUCUCUUUCGCCGGCCGAACCGGAGUUUUCUCAUCUUACAUUAAUCUGAUGCUCAUCACAUAUUCUCUUUCGAAAGCAACUACCAGCCAAAACAAAUACAGAUUCCGUUGCCGCCUAUUAUUUUCAAUUAUAGACAUACAUUGCAUGUCAAAUUGCUAUUCACUCCACUCUAUGCACAAAAUCUGUCCCAAAACAUAAAAAUAAAAAAUCUAUUCACAAAAGCUUAUUUAAUCAUUGGAUCCAAAUGAGAAUUGUUCGAUUCAAAGCCAAAACAAGAACCUACUUCCAGGUUUUAUUAGGACAAGAGUUCCCUAGUUCCAUGCGAAAGGUUCACACAAGAAUGGGUUUUUGGCUUUUUCCAACCUCAGAGCUUCACCCUCAUAAAACUUGGGUUUGAGAGGUUCAAUUCAUCCUAGAUGAUAGCCAAAUGGCCAUCUUUCGUUCCCCCUCAAAAUCUCUACUUUUUCUGCAUUUCUUCGUCUUCAUCGUCUCCAUCACAACUCAACCACUUCCUAGACCGAGUGCCAACUUCUCGUGCUUCGCCAACUCGCCGACCUCAUGCCCAACAUACGUCGCCUACAUCACGCAAGAACCUGAAUUCAUCGACCUUGGAAGCAUCUCCGACCUGUUCGGUGUCAGCCGUUUAUCCAUCUCGCAGGCGAGCAACCUGGCUUCUGAAGAUGACCCUUUGUACCCCGGCCAGCUUUUGCUCAUACCGAUCACGUGCGGCUGCAGUGGCAACAGUUUCUUCACCAACAUAACCUAUCAGAUCAAGGAAGGUGACAGUUACUUCCUGGUCUCAAUGAAAGCAUUUGAGAACCUCACGAACUGGCAAGUCGAAGAGGAAAUGAACCCAGGGAUCGAUCCAAAUAUCCUGCAGAUUGGAACCAAAGUCACCAUUCCUCUCUACUGUAAGUGCCCGGCAAAAGCAGAUUCCGAGGCAGGCUUCAACCUUCUUGUUACUUAUGUAUGGCAGCCCGGAGAUGCACUUUCAUCAGUGGCCAAAAAGUUCAACGUGACACCUAGCGAUAUAGUUAAGGAAAACAACGGAGUGAAUCUUACUGCAUCUGUUGGUCAUCCUGUCGUCAUACCAGUAUCACAAUUGCCAGCUCUUUCUCAACCGCUGAAUGCUCCUCCGAAGAGAAAAGAAUCCAAGCAUGAGUGGAUUAUUGUAGUUUUGAGCUGUGUAGCAGCAGCUAUUUUAGUCGUCUGGUUAGCGUUUUUGUUAGUCUGUGUUCGCCGUUUACAUAGGAAAGACCCGAAGAUUCUGAAUCGGAAUGCUUCCCGUUGGGAGGACAGAAAUCUCAUCAAAACUAAGGAGUUCUCAAAAGAAGGUAGAUCUGAGUCAUCCAAGACGAAGGUCAUCCAAGAUAAGUUACUUCCCAGCAUUUCGGACUACUUGAGCAAGCCAAUCAUGUAUGGGGCUAGAGAGAUCAUGGAGGCAACGAUGAAUCUUGAUGAGAAUUCUAGGAUUGAUGGCUCAAUGUUCCGCGGCACAAUUGACGGGAAAGUUUUCGCCGUGAAAACAGAAACUAAGGGCAAAAACACGGAGGAGCUAAAGAUUCUACAGAGAGUCAACCAUGCGAAUCUGAUAAAGUUAAUGGGUGUUUCGUCAGAUGCAAGCGGCAACUUAUUUAUGGUAUAUGAAUACGCUGAAAACGGUUCGCUCGAUAAGUGGCUGUACCAGAGGCCUUCGUCCUCUUCAGAGUCUGUCAACUUCCUCACUUGGAUUCAGAGAUUGGGCAUCGCACUUGAUGUCGCCAAUGGCCUCCAAUACCUGCAUGAGCAUACUCAACCGAGCAUCGUCCAUGGAGAUAUCAGAGCAAGCAACAUACUUCUGGACUCCAAUUUUAAGGCCAAAAUAUCAAACUUCUCCAAGGCCAGACCAGCUACAAGUGCGGCGAUGUUGAAGGUCGAUAUUUACGCUUUCGGGUUACAUUUGCUUGAGUUACUCUCAGGGAAGCGGGCCAUGGGUAUGAAAGAAGUAAUGGAGAUCUUGGAAGCGGAAGAGAAUAGAGAGGAGAGGUUGAUGGAAUGGAUGGAUCCAGAUUUGGAGAGCUUUUAUCCAAUUCAUGACGCGUUGAGCCUAGCAACCUUGGCCCAGGCGUGCACAGCAGAGGAAUCUUCUGUGAGGCCAAGCAUGGCGGAGAUUGCGUUUAAUCUCUGCGUGCUUGCUCAGUCGUCUUCGGUGGUGUUGGAAAGGUCUUGGACUACAAUAAUUGAAGCAGAUGAGAGAGUUCAAGUUAUCAUUCCGGCCAUUGCUCGCUGAAUCUUUGAGACGCAAGGUUCACGUAAACGUCUUCUCUUUUCAUCUUGUAAUAAAAGCCGAUAAGCACUAGUUUCUGUAAAUUUCACAACUCAUUGGAUUGGACUCGUGAUUUUCCUCUUUCUGAAUUCCCUUGUAAUUGUCUCUACUUGUAGAUUUAUCAAUGCAAGUAUAGUUGAAAC